AUGGAAUCAUUAUGGCCAAGAAACCAGAACAAUGCUACACCUGUAACAUCUAAUACACUUUCAACAUCUCAUGGUUCAUCAUUUCCAAAACUUGUUCAGCUCCAAAGGCCUUCUUAUACUAAUCAGAACCACCAUAAUCACUCUAAUGCUCAUGCACAACCUUCUGUACACAUGCUUAAAUAUUCUUUUACCUUUUGGUACAUGAAUCGUACAUUUGGAAGCAAAAUUAAAGAUUAUGAGUCUUCAUUGAAAAAACUAAUGACAUUUUCAUCUGUUGAAGAAUUUUGGUCCAUUUAUGCCUAUCUUAAACGUCCUGAUACGCUUCCUGUUAUUUCAGAUUUUCAUCUAUUCAAGGAAGGAAUAAAGCCUAUUUUUGAGGACUCUGCUAAUCAAAAUGGUGGAAAAUGGACUAUACGUCUUCGGAAAGGUGUUGCAGUUCGCUAUUGGGAACAAUUAGUGAUGGCUAUUGUUGGAGACCAAUUCUGGAAUAUUGGAGAUGAAUUAUGUGGUGCAGUUCUUAGUAUUAGAAAUUCUGAAGAUUUAAUAAGUGUGUGGAACAAAAGCUCUGACAAUGGAAGAGUUAACUUAAAAAUCCGAGAUUUUAUAAAGCAAGUUCUUAAUCUUCCUCCUGAUACAAUCCUAGAAUAUAGAGGCCAUAAAGAUUCUCUUAUAGAUACAUAUAAUCAUCAUACAAGUGAUAAAAGCCCGCAUCCUUAUGAAAAAAAUAAGUAUAAUUAA
Pneumocystis jirovecii RU7 is the source of this 738-nucleotide messenger RNA. RefSeq lists its product as uncharacterized. The record is from RefSeq and is a predicted model, not a curated record. Bases 1 to 738 code for a protein of 245 amino acids. Gene Ontology annotation, cellular component: eukaryotic translation initiation factor 4F complex. NCBI's taxonomy places the organism in Eukaryota, Fungi, Ascomycota, Pneumocystomycetes, Pneumocystales, Pneumocystaceae. Gene Ontology annotation, biological process: translational initiation. Gene Ontology annotation, molecular function: RNA 7-methylguanosine cap binding; translation initiation factor activity. The transcript has 4 exons.